This is a messenger RNA of Microthlaspi erraticum, 1299 nucleotides long. Lineage: Eukaryota; Viridiplantae; Streptophyta; Magnoliopsida; Brassicales; Brassicaceae. The record is from the annotation of a GenBank genome assembly.
AUGAGCCCAUGCGCAGUGCCAGUCCUUCUUGUUCCUAAGAAAGGUAACCAAUGGCGAAUGUGUGUUGAUAGUAGAGCUAUUAACAAGAUAACCAUCAAGUAUCGAUUUCCUAUCCCUCGACUAGAAGAUAUGCUUGAUGAGUUGGCGGGUUCUAAGAUAUUUUCAAAGAUAGAUCUUCGUAGUGGAUAUCAUCAAAUUCGAAUCAGGCCUGGAGAUGAAUGGAAGACAGCUUUUAAGAGCAAAGAUGGAUUGUAUGAAUGGUUGGUGAUGCCUUUUGGGUUGUCAAAUGCUCCUAGUACUUUCAUGAGAUUGAUGAACCAGAUUCUUCGACCAUUCGCUGGUUCUUUUGUGGUUGUUUACUUUGAUGAUAUUUUAAUUUACAGCAAGACCAAAGAAGAGCACUUGGAUCAUUUGAAGCAGGUUUUGCAAGUCUUACAAGAAAACCAGUUGUACGUUAAUCUGAAGAAGUGUACAUUCUGUACCAACAAGCUGGUAUUUCUAGGAUUUGUUGUUGGUGAAGAAGGGAUUCAGGUUGAUGAGGAGAAAGUGAGAGCUAUUAGGGAUUGGCCUGCCCCUAAAUCAGUCACUGAGGAGAAGCUAUGUACUGCACCAGUCUUAGCAUUGCCUGAUUUUGAUAAAGUGUUCCAAGUUGAAUGUGAUGCUAGUGGAGUUGGAAUAGGUGCUGUCUUAUCUCAAGAGAAAAGACCAGUAGCUUUCUUUAGUGAGAAGUUAAGUGAAGCUCGCCAAAGAUGGAGUACUUAUGAUCAAGAGUUUUAUGCAGUAUUUAGAGCUCUAAGGCAGUGGGAGCAUUACUUGAUUCAGAGAGAGUUUAUCUUGUUCACUGACCACCAAGCUCUGAAGUUCCUUCAUAGUCAGAAAGUGAUAAACAAGAUGCAUGCUCGAUGGAAGGAAGUCGCCUUAGAAGCCAGCUCGACCACCUGCGCGACCAACUGGUCGAGUUCACCAACUGGACCGGCCAAGACUCAACUCGAUCGAGCUGCUAUUCUAGGAGUCAAAUUCUCGCUAGCGCGCAGAACGAAGCUUCGGAAGUUUGGCCGCGCGCGGAGGAGUUCCCGACGUCCAAAAGUUACGAUCUUGAUAUGGAAAGAUAGAUACUUGAGUCAUGCAUCACGUCGAAGUGGAAUGAAGCCAUUUGGAUCAACUAUGAGGCCUAGACUUAUUUUCUACCGAGACAUGUCCGGUAAGCGAGCAAACGAAGCCCAUGGAGGAUUUGGAGUGUCUAAUGGCCCGAGCAGCAGCGCCAAAGGCCUUGAUCGAAUAGAGAAGAGGCCUGGCUAA